Messenger RNA from Cydia pomonella (codling moth), 2455 nucleotides. RefSeq lists its product as uncharacterized. The coding region runs from base 1599 to 2156 and encodes 185 amino acids. NCBI's taxonomy places the organism in Eukaryota, Metazoa, Arthropoda, Insecta, Lepidoptera, Tortricidae. The record is from RefSeq and is a predicted model, not a curated record. The transcript has 6 exons.
CCAUCGGCUUCAUUGGCAGGGUUACUACCGACUAGGCCAGAGAAGUCUCCAAAUUAUGGCAUUUUAAACUGCGUAGUGAAGUCGGUUCUCUUCAGUUUGUAAAUUCUUCAUAACGCGGCGUCUGUUGGGCGUAAUCUAUGGCUGUAUCGAAUCUAAUUUAUAGGAAAAUGAAAGAUGUUAUGACACCUGUUGCUAAUCAUAUUCCGGUUUGGAAUUGUAACGGUUUGAAUGUAACGGAAAUUGAGCCUUUUGUUUCUUCUGCUUUUGUUUUGCGAAUUGGUCUAUAAUGUCUAUAGGGACCGUGCGUGUUGGAGGGUCUGCCAUCUAGUGGCCUGAAUCGGAACCAUAAACAUGUAAAUUUACACGUCACGUGUUUUCUUGUGCAUAGUAGGUUCUGCCAUCUUGUGGGGUACAUCGGAACAAUAAACAUCACAAUUACGCCUCGCGCCAAAAAUCUGACGGUUCCUGUGCUGCCUCCUACAGUUCAUGCACGCUCCCCAUAGUCGGCGUAACGUCUGAAUUGCAAGCGUUAGAGAUGUAGGUGGGUUUUUUGUACGAAAGAUGUAUAGAUACCUGCAGGUAUUCACUGUGAUCUGUACCCGUAGUGUAAAUUUAAUGGACAUCAUAACGUGACGAACGCGUUUGCGUUAAGUCUCAUUUUGUAUAGGAUUUUGAGUUUCCAAAACGUCCCGCUUGGCGCGCUCUUUCUAAAUCCAAUACAAAAUCGAAUUUAUUUACACUAGGGGUACAGUACCCUUAGUGUAAAUAAAUUCGAUUUCGAAACGUGACGUACGCGUUUGCGUUUAGUCUCAUUUUGUAUUGGAUUUAGAAAGAGCGCGCCAAGCGGGACGUUUUGGAAACUCAAAAUCCUAUACAAAAUGAGACUUAACGCAAACGCGUUCGUCACGUUAUGAUGUCGAUAAAAUUUACACUAGGGGUACUGAGCACAAGAGUGUAGAUCGGAAGUUACAUGCGCGUUGCCGACCCUAAUACUCCGCACCCUCGUUGAUCUCUUGCAUUCAUAUUCACCGGCGAAUUUUGAUGUAAUUUGUUAUGGAGAUAGCUUUUAUCAGUCAUCAUCAUUCUCCGCGGACGCAGUCGCGGACAGAAACUAGUGUUGAAAUAUAGAUAGACUAGAAAAAAACAGUUUCAGACGAGAUUACACUUUUGUUUCUAUUUUCUAUCCUUUAUUUCUAAGCAAAAACCGAAAUAUCUGUAAUGUCUCAAUAGUUAGAUCAAUUCAGUCAAAGAAUUAAUUUAAAAUGGUGCCAUAUUCUAGAUUGCUCGAUCGUUUGUCAACUUUUACUCAAUUCUUUAGCUCGUAUUUAAAUCUCAGCUGCAACACCUUGCCCGAUUCGCUUGACAGAAUACUGCAAUUGAUACGUUUAAAAAAUGACCUUUCUUUAAAAACUGCAACAUUUAACUGGACAAUAGUGGUUCUUAUGUCUUUGGAAUAAGGUUUAAGAAUUGACAGUUAAAUGUGGUAGUUUUAUAGGGUUAUUCUUGUGAAAGAUCUAGUGGAUGUAAUGUUUGAUUUGUAUAAAAUAAGUAGCAGUUGGGAAUUACUGUUCGUUAGUGCUGCGUUUGGAUAAGGCACUAUGGCGUUCAAGCUCAUUAUUUUAGCAGCCGCGCUGCAACUGGCAGCAUGUAAGCCGACGCUAACGCUCGAAGACAUGGAAGUUGCUGAUGACACGGUGGCAGUGGGGUCUUACGUUAGAGAAGUUCGGGCGGCGGCGCCCGAGGACUACCACAAGUCGUACGAGAACGAGGGAGAUGGCGAGAUCGGCUACUCGCGCAAGAAGGAGGGAGGCGGCAAGAAGGGAUACCAGCACUUCGACAGCUUCCAUAAGAAGGCUGGCGACAACUAUGAAUUCGAAAAGCAAGACUCCUUCGGACACGACGAUGGCGGCAACCAGGGCGCAUACAGCCACAACCACGAAAGAAGAGAAAAAGCCAAGAAGGAGAAAUACAGAGAACCGGAGUACGAGGCAGAAGAAAGAAACAGCGGGGAACAGAAGGACGAUCAUACUCAUGAGGAGUUAAAAGAGGGCGCCAGCGAUGGCAAUGGCGGCGUCGAAGCACACGGCCACGACCCGAAGGAUUACAUUCUUCCCGAAAAAUAUGUUUAUGGCGAAGGAGAUGAAUACAGCUUCUAGAAUAAACUUAGUUUAAAGAAAUACUUAUUUGACUGAUAGUAUUUAGGGCUGGGUAGUUGUAAGUUUAUCAUUGCAUGUAUUAAAUAGGUAUGCAUUUUUAUGUUCUUAUUUUUGUAUGUGACUUACAAUAAUUGGCUAAAACAAAAAUAAACUUCCGAAUGAUUAUGACAGGAAAUGAAAUAUCUAAAGGCAGAACCAGACGAUUAUGUAGAGUAGAGACUCUACAAAAUAAACCUAAAUUAGCUAACAACAACUUAUGUAAAAAUUUGUAGCAAAAAAAUUAAAUGACUGACGGAAAA